Messenger RNA from Echinostoma caproni, 261 nucleotides. The record is from the annotation of a GenBank genome assembly. NCBI's taxonomy places the organism in Eukaryota, Metazoa, Platyhelminthes, Trematoda, Plagiorchiida, Echinostomatidae.
AUGCCAGUUCGAAACCAUUUUGUGUCUAAAGGCUGCUUUGGUCGCGUGGAUUCUUUGCUGGCCUACAUGCCUCCGAAAGAACUUCAAGAAUUAUUCAUUGUAUUCAUUACCGCUCAGGUUGCUAGCAUUAUCGUGUUCAUUAUCUAUCGAUGCAUGAAACGUCAACAAUUGAUGAUGUACUUGAAGAAAAGUGACCUGGAAAAUCACUACAUGCCUUCAGCUGCACUGACACUCAGACCGCGUAGAGGCGAUAUUCCAUGA